Messenger RNA from Setaria italica (foxtail millet), 2909 nucleotides. RefSeq names its product putative transferase At4g12130, mitochondrial. Bases 1298 to 2536 code for a protein of 412 amino acids. Gene Ontology annotation, cellular component: mitochondrial matrix. The transcript has 5 exons. Gene Ontology annotation, molecular function: protein binding. Lineage: Eukaryota; Viridiplantae; Streptophyta; Magnoliopsida; Poales; Poaceae. The record is from RefSeq and is a predicted model, not a curated record.
GCCAGUCCCGCCGAUUUUUCCUCCUCCCGCUUGGUUUCCUCUCCCUCGCGUCAUUUACCCUCCGUCCGUCGGCGGCAACGGGUCGUCCGCAGGCAAUAUCGGCACAGCGGUGCCGCUACCAGGCUGUCACUGCUUGCAGGUGGAUGAAUGGUUGGUGUGGAAAUCGGAUUGAGUAGCUAACGUUGUUGGCUGCCUGUUUCGGUGGAGCAGAGAGAGGAGGGAUGAGAGAGGUGGCGCAUGGCUGCAACUGCUGAUUUCUUCGGUGGAGAGAGGAAACAGAGGGAGAGAGAGAGGAGGAGCUCAAGCUGCUUGGAUUGGAAGUAAUUCAGAGGAAGGGGAUGGCGUGGGUGGGUGGUUCUUGGCUUGCUGCUUGGAUUUGCAAGUAGCGCAGGGAGGAGCGGAGAUCGAUGGGGAGCUUGUUUUCUUUGUGGAUUUGGUGAUCGGAUUGGAAAGGAGGAGGAUAGGAUAGCUGCUACCUGCUAGUUGCCGAUUGGUGCUUUUGUUGAGAGAGAAGAGAGGAGGUGGUGACAGGCUGAGCUGAGGAGAGGAAGGUCAAGCUGCUGCCGAGCUUUGCUUCGUGGAGAAGAAAGAAGGGAGCAGGGAGAAGCGGCGGCGGCGACGUGUUGCUGGGAGCCUGGAACGGAGGGGAGAGAGGUGAAGGGUCCGCACACAUGGACGACCUGGUAGAAACGAGUGCUCGGCCCAUCAGCAAAGGCAGUUGCGCAGCCUCCGUCAGAGCGUGCUCGGCCCUUGCAUUGGCUCCCCCGUCUCCGGCAGGCGGCAGCUGAGCCUGAGCCACGCAGCGGCCGAUGUGCCCCUCGCUGAAGAAAAUUCCAUACCAAACGUGUCGCCCGUCUCGGAUCGUUCGUGAACCGCGCACCGUCACCGCUUCUCGGUUCUCACCCGCCGCCGCCACCACCCACCAGCAUCCGCCUUCCGCCGCUUGGCACCGGCCGCCAAGUUCCCAACUAUUUUACCCCGCGCCGGCCGUGAUCUCUCGUCGAGAACACGAGGCCUUUCCGGCUUUCCUACCACCACCUACACGGCGCACGGCCACGCGGACCCGGCAAACCCCCCGCCUCCCGCCACGUCUCUCCCCACGCGUACCCCUCCCUCCUCUCCCCCAACCCCCCGCCGCCCGCCGCUUGCCAACUGCCACCGUCACCUCCUCCGCCGCCCGCCACCCCCGCAAAACUCCUCGAUUUCCCCCAAAAACCCACCCAAAACGCCGAAACCCAUCGACACCCAACCCAGCGUCCAACUCCUCUGGGCUCCCAACUGAAGUCCCCAGCCAGCCAUGCCGCCGCUCGCGCGCCGCCUCCUCCACCUCCACCGCGCCCGCGUCUCCCGCGCGCUCCACACGGGCGCUCCGGCGGACCCGGGCGUGCUGGCGUGCCGCCUGGCGUCCCGCGCGGUGGUCCGCUUCGCGGGUCCCGAGGCGGCGCGGUUCCUCCACUCGCUGCUCACCAACGACCUCCUCACGGGCGCCUUCGCCGCGGGCGGGUCCUCGGCGCCACAGCGGUACGCGCCCACGCCCAACGCGCCCGCGCGGGGGCCAGCGCCGCCCGCCUACGCCGCGCUGCUCACGCCCCAGGGAAGGUUCCUCUACGACCUCUUCCUCUACCGCCCGCCCCCGCGGUCGCAGAUGCUCGACCGCACCGGGUCCGCGCCGGAGACCGGGGAGAAGCCCCAGGAGGAGGAGGGGGAGGGGGAGCCAGAGGAGGUGCUCGCUGAUGUCGACGCCGCGGAGGUCGACGAGCUCGUCGCGUGCUUCAAGAGAUAUCGGUUGAGAUCCAAGGUUGAAAUAGAUAAUGUGAGUGAGAACUUUGCAUGUUGGCAAAGAUUUGGACGCAAUGUGGUGCAUACUGAACCAUCUACUCAAGAACCUGAGGCUCAAUCCAUUGGAUGGGGACAAGGUGUUGAUCAUGCUGGUGAGUCAGCUGCACAAGGGAAUGGUCAUGGUUGGCAAUGGCUCAAAGAUCCUAGGUUGGACUACCUUGGUUACAGAGGAAUUUUCCCAGCGGACACAAUACCACCACUAGUUGAGUCUGACAAAGAAGCGGAUGAACGGCAUUAUCAGCUUUGGCGGAUAGAAAAUGGAAUUGCAGAAGGUUCAACUGAGAUCCCAAAAGGUGAAGCAAUCCCACUGGAGUACAAUUUUGCUGGCCUGGGCGCCAUUUCAUUUGAGAAGGGGUGCUACAUUGGGCAGGAGUUUAUUGCACGGACGCACCAUCGUGGUGUCAUUCGGAAACGCCUGAUGCCAAUGAAGUUUGUUGACGAAAAGGGGCAAGAACUCGAGCAGGCUGUGGCUCCAGGUUCAGAAGUCGUGGACGAGGCUUCAGGCAAGAAAAUAGGCACAGUAAGCACCGCCCUGGGCUCCCGCGGAAUGGGCCUGUUGAGACUUGAAGAAGCACUGAAACAAGGCUCGUCCCUUCGCAUCAGCGAUAACAGGGACGUGAGGGUUCAGGCGUUCAAACCGGACUGGUGGCCAGCUGAGUGGACGCAGAUCCUUGACCAGCAUAGCGCAGCUGCCUGAGAGGAUCAAGAGCUGCAAACUAACGGCAAAACUCCCAGCGAAGCUGAUGGGAGGUCGUAGCUGAAGUUCUCCCAUCAGGUGUUGAAGAGUGGCAGCAGCCAUAGCUAACAGUUUCAGUUUAGCCAUGUUCACCGAGCGAUGCACAGAGCCUGUUUUCCUGCUCUCUGCCUGCGCUCACUUGUACGUCGAUCUGAAUAAGCGACUGUAUCAGCAUGUGAUCCAAGCAUGUACUUUAUUCGAAUAAGUUCCUCUGUUGACAGCGCACCAGCAAUAAGACUGAUCUUGUACGAGAUAUCCUGUUCUUGUACAACGUUCUCUCUUGGACAGGUAUAAAUCAUAACAGGUGCGUUGAUCUCGCAUGUAAAGCAUUUCA